GACAUUUCUAACGUAAACGUAAAUCGGAAACGGAUUACUGAAUCCGUAAAUGUUAUUUGGAAAUAAUGGUCUAAGGGAGAUACUAUUGCAUUACUAUUGGAUGAAAUUGUUUCCCAUAGACCACAAAUUAGCCUAAAAUUUUACGGAUUCAGUAUUCCGUUUCGUAAUUACGUUUACGUUAGAAAGGUCUAAUACUACUAAUACGUUUAAUUAAACGUAAUUAAAGUGUGAAAAUCCGCGAUAACGGACUGCCGGGACUAGACUGAAUUGACACGUUUACAGUAUAUUUCCAAAUAUGCUUUAUUCAUAAAGUGCGAUUUUGUCUGUAGUAUUACAACAUCCUGUUGUUUUUUUCUUUUGCCUAUCGUUUAGCAAAUCAAACCCGGUUUAAAAUAAAUACUUGUUACGCCCGUGUAUUAUUUGUCAUUGCAAAUCGAAAGAGGAAGUGUAUUUAGAAACUUUAUCGUUUAAAAUGGCGUCGAGUGGAGAGGACACAUCCGAUGAAAUGUUUAAUUUCAAAUGUACUGCUUGUGCUAAAAGAAAUGGGAAUAAGAAAGCAGUGAAAUAUUGCGUGGAAUGUCAGGGCUAUUGUUGUCAGGCAUGUGUAGAUACUCAUGAGGUUUUUCCUACUUUAGUAACUCACACUCUUUUAGACAGGGCAAGUUUCAAGUCGGAAUUCACGACUGAUCUACCAGAAAUACCAACACAAAGAUGUACCAUUCAUGAGACAAACCUGAUGAACAUGUACUGUGAAAACCACGACGUCGUUGGAUGUACCACUUGUAUAGCACUGGAACACAGGGUCUGUACCGACGUCCGCUCUAUACAAGAUGAAAUUGGCAAGCUUUUCAGACAAUCAGAUUUUGAAAAAGUAUGUCAGAAUUUAAGAGAGAAGAAAUCGGGAAUCGAGAAAUCAAAGGAAGCAAACAUCGCGCUUCUUGACGAAUUGAAUAAGUCGAAAGACGAAGCAGUGAAAUCAAUAAAAGAUUUCCGGAAAGAUCUUGAACUUUGUCUGGAAAAAAUGGAAUUGGAAUCAAUAAAAAUAGUGGAAGAAGAAUUUCACAGAGCUGAAUCGAUUUUAAAGAAUCAGAUGGAUAAAUUAGAAAAUGAAGUGGGUAGAUUGGAAAAAGCUGCAAAUGAUGUGGAGAAGUCUGAAGGGAACAAAGCACAACAAUUCGUCUCAAUAAAAGCAGCACAGAAGCUUGUAGCUGAAGCAGAAGCAGAUUUUAACACAGUGGAUUCAGUAGUUGAAGCAAAGAUGGUAUUUGUUAUAAACCAAAAUAUACGUGAUUCUCUAAAGCAACAGCUGACUUUCGGUUCAGUUUUCCCUGUAACUUCAAAGCAAAAGCGAACAACCAUCUACACAAUUAAAGGGAUGAGGGAAAUGGAUAUUAGAACGCAGAAUGACACCCACCAAGGAGAUAUACAUGGGUCUUGUAUAACAGAAGACGGUUUACUUUUGUUAGCUGAUUGUGACAAUAAGAAGCUGAAAGUUGUGGACAUUGUUAAAAUGUCAGUAGUUGAUCAGUGUAACCUUCUUGGCAACCCUUUUAGUGUUUGUUGUGCCAAACCACAUGAAGCAGUGGUCAGCUUUAAUAACAACACCAUUCAAUUUAUUUCCCUAAGCAACCCGAUUUCACCUAUGAAUCAAAUCAAGCUUGGUCAUUCUUGCUCUGGCCUGUGCAGCUAUAAAGAUAGAUUGUAUAUAACUGACAAGUGUAUAUCGCUUUACAUACAUGACAUGGCGGGAACUCUGCUGCAGACAGUAUCAAAAGACAACUCCGGAAAUGACUUGUUCGCAAACUGUCAAAAGAUAGCUAUCUCUGAUACUGGAGAUAAAAUAUUUGUAACUGACAGUAAGAAAGGAGUGGUUACUGUCGAUACACAGGGGAAGCACAUUGAAACAUUCAGCGAUACAGGUGUAACCAAUGCUUUGGCAGUGUGUACAGACUACAAGGGAAAUCUAUUCGUGUGUGGGAAUGCGUCAAAUAAUGUAGUACAAUUAACUCAAAAUGGAAAGGAAAAGCUUGGUGUGGUCGUGCAAAAGUCUGACGGAGUGCAAAAUUCAUUAUCUAUUUCUUUUGAUCCGAGACGGUGUACGUUGAUAGUUACUCAGUGUGGCAAUGACAAAGUAAAGUUCUUUGACUUGCAGUAGCCGGCUUAAAAUACACAAAUGCUAGUACAUAAGAUGGGCUAAACCGCUUAUUCACUUAGUUCGUUCAUGUAUGAAAAGUACUUAAUAUUAAAUUUCCUGCUUUAUUGUAAAUACAGUGAAAGUUUAAUAAAAGCAAAUUCUAGUACCAGCAAAUAAGUUGUUGUCUCGAAUUCAAAUAUUAAGAAUAGGAAGACUUAUGUGAAGGAAACACUUAUUUUUGAUUUUGUCACAUUCAACCAUUAUAUUCCAGACUAGGUAAUUAUUUCAGUAUUAUGUCUAUCUUACUUGACUUUCAUUAUCUAUAACACGUGCAGCAAAUGGAGAUAUCAGAAUCAGGCAAACUAUAAGAUGAGUAGAGAUGCUGCCAUUUUUACAAACAAGGCCUAUACUCGGACUGCAUGAUUUCCAAUUUGAAGUUAAUAUAGAAGCAACUGUUUUUAGCAUAUGGAGAAUCAGUCAGUAAAACCAGCUGUCAUCUAAUAUAGAUAAAAUGCCAUGUUGGAACGAAUAAUAAAAAUAUACCGGUAUAAAUCGAGAAGCUUUAUCUUGGAACCUAAACAGAAAAAAGUUAAAGUUGAUAGAUUUUGCCCUUGGAACGAGACCUACAAGAAUAUAGUCGACAUGCUAUUUUUAGAGAAUCGAGAUAGGAAAAAAUAAAGUCUAUAUUCUUUGUCAUACGAACAGAGUAGAAAAAUAAAGGUAGAAUGUCAGAUA
This is a messenger RNA of Mercenaria mercenaria, 2869 nucleotides long. RefSeq lists its product as uncharacterized. The transcript has 2 exons. The record is from RefSeq and is a predicted model, not a curated record. Bases 473 to 2155 code for a protein of 560 amino acids. Lineage: Eukaryota; Metazoa; Mollusca; Bivalvia; Venerida; Veneridae.